Molecule: messenger RNA, 2078 nt
Organism: Mollisia scopiformis
Lineage: Eukaryota; Fungi; Ascomycota; Leotiomycetes; Helotiales; Mollisiaceae
Exons: 2
Coding region: 12-1997 (661 amino acids)
Source: RefSeq, a predicted model, not a curated record
CCUGUCUCAACAUGGCGCCUGAAAACUCUCUUUCUCUUGUCGCUUUGAUAGUGUCGCUCGUUGCUUUGUUGAUGAGCCUCUGGCAGGUCCUGCAAUCAAAUUUCGGCACAGCUGAGGGCAGGCAGCGCACCAACUCAGCCAUCAUGGGCAACUGGGCUGACAUGACUCGAUGGCGCUGGAACUGGAUCGAAUUCCGCUUCGUGAUCAAAUAUGUCACGCCUCACAUCGUGAUUGGAGCAACGGAGAAUCUCCAGGAGAGCGAACUUUACGACCAAGCAAACCCGUCUGGUGGCCGACGAUUCAGGAAAGACCGCUGGAGACUUAACAAGUUCCAUGUUCUGGGGCGGGACACGAUGCCUGAGAACAUUGAAGGAAGGUGGAAAUCACCUAAUGGCGGGCUAGGGUGGUUUCGCAGAAGACUGCACGGUCUCUAUUGGGCUUUGGCUCAUCUUGAUCCUCACGAAUUUGACAGUGAGAUCAUGGUGAGCUGGGAUCGGCUGCUUCAGGUUGCUCAUAAUUAUCAACAGUCGAUUCUUAGUCUGCAGCGACAGGAGUGGGGCAGUAUGUAUUCAGGAACCCAGGCACUGCCAAUACCAAAGACUCUUGAGAAACAAGGAGAGUCAAAUUCCGACAGUUUAACAUCCACCUUGAUUUGCGUCAAGCUGAAGCGUCGGAAUUGGGAUUAUAUUCCAUCGGACAUCAACAGGCCCCUGGCGUCUACAAGUCUUGGUGAUUUAAUGGUGCUUGGCCAACGACUUGGCAUGAGGUGGCAGGAGAUUCGACUUCACGAAGGAUAUCUUCGAGCAGAAGGAAGCGGUUAUACCAUCACGUCCAGUUCCAUCCGUUCUUUCGGCCUCGUAGCCCGAUUGAGUGUCCGGCCAGAGCAUUCAGAAAUCAAAAGUCUUGGUCGCCUGCAAGCAGGACUCGACUUGUCAAACAUUAGUGCAGACAAAUUGUUGAUUCCUAGUGUUCAUGCAGAUCAGAUGCUUUGUGGGAUAGUCCCUGGGGAUCCCGAGCUAGUCGACAGAACAUACCAUACUGUAGGGCCAGAUGCGAAAUCACACCCCGAGUGGAUGUUCAAUGCAAUACAGACCCACGGCGAUGUACAGCAAUUUUGCCAGAAGACCAAUCAGACAAGGACACUGAUCAACGAUGCUAUUUGCUGCAUUUGUCCAUGGAUGCCGUUGAGUACCUCGCCGAUCGUGCGUAUCCAGCAUCCUAUUGCUUGGCAAGGCGGCUAUAUGGGGUACAAGUACUCAUUCAUGCAUUUCUGGGAAGCACGAGAAGUCCUACGAGUUCGUUUGAAAAGAAGAUGCGAUCAAUUGAGCCAAAAGGAAAAGCAAGAACAUACCAAAUUUGAAUAUGCUCAACAGAAAUACGAUGCUCUUGCCGAACACGUUGCUGCUGACGACUUUUAUUGUCGAUGGAAAAAAUCACUCAUCCACCCAGAAGGAAAAGUCAACGCUGCCGCCCCCAAUAGCGGCUACGAGCAAGCUAUUAAAGACAGGAUGGACAUGCUUCAAAGUAUUAAGGACAUAUUCGACGAGACUCAGCGGUUCUUUGAAGCGCGCAACAAAGCUGAUCAACUAAUCCACGAGGAGCAUUUUUCUGUCCCACCAAUCAAGUAUCUAGAGCUUGUUCGAGCAUAUCUCAGCGCUCUCGCGAUCAAAGUCGCUAGACCAGAUUUCAAAGCAAAUCCAGACCACAACCUCGAGAUCGAUCAGAUGUUGUCUGACAAGAAACAUUCCGGGCCUGGUCUGGCCAGAGACAUUGCAGAGAUGACACACGUCAUGGUAGACCAAUGCUCUUUUGUCGCAGAGAAAUUAAGAUUUCGCGAUAAGAAUUUAGUUUCUGACUUGGAUGUUGAAGAGGCGUGGUGGAUGCUUAUGCUUAGGGGGACUUGUUGGAACAUGUCAGUUUGGAUGGAGCCUCCUGAUGCGGGGGCACUGGUACCUUCGUCACUUUAUUCUGAUGGUUCGCUGGUUUGGAUCACGUAGGAGUGCUCUGUAUUGUUAUCUUUUGUGUUCCAGAUAUAUAGCUUCAGCAUUGCUCAUACAAUUCUGCUGUUAUAAUGGCGG